GGCAUGUAGCGGGGCCCGGGCCCGGGGUCCGGCGGCGAUGGCCGGUCCGGACGGCGGGAACCUGCGGACCGCGCCGCUGUGGCGGGACGCCGCCCUGCGCGCCAGGAAGCUGCGGACCAACCUGCUCCAGCUCACCCUCGGCCCCGCCGGGGACCGCCCGGGGGACCGGCUCGGGGACCGCCCGGGGGACCGGCCCGGGGACCGACCCGGGGACCGUCCCGGGGACCGACCCGGGAACCGUCCGGGGGACCGUCCCGGUGACCGACCCGGGAACCAUCCCAGGGACCGGCCAGGGGACCGACCCGGGGACCGUCCUGGUGACCGACCCGGCGACCGUCCGGGGGACCGUCCUGGCGACCGACCCGGAGACCGUCCUGGUGACCGACCCGGGAACCAUCCCAGGGACCGUCCAGGGGACCGAGCCGGGGACCGUCCGGGGGACCAUCCGCGUCCCGGAGACGGCCCCGGGGUCCGGGGACAUCCCCCCGCCUCGCCCCGGCUCCCUCCGCCCGCCGCCCUCGGGGCCGUCGAGGUGCUGAACCUGGGCCACAACGGUCUGGAGUGGCUGCCCGAGGGUCUGGGGCCGGCCCUGGGCGGCCUGCGCGUCCUCAACCUGCGCAGGAACCGCCUCCCCCGCCUGCCCCCGGCGCUGGCCGAGCUCGGGGGCCACCUCACCGAGCUGGACCUCAGUCACAACCGGCUGAGCGGGCUGGGCGACGAGGCGGUCGGGGCCCUGGGCCAGCUGCGCAAGCUCUGCCUCGGCCACAACCAGCUGGCCGCCCUGCCCGCCCGGCUGGGCGCCCUGGUCCACCUGGAGGAGCUGGACCUCAGCUUCAACCGGCUGGCCGGCCUGCCGGACUCCCUGGCCUGCCUGCGGCGGCUGCGCACCCUGGACGUGGACCACAACCAGCUGACCGCCUUCCCCCGGCCGCUGCUGGCGCUGGCCGCCCUGGAGGAGCUGGACGUGUCCGGGAACCGGCUCGGCCGGCUGCCGGAGGAGAUCGGGGCCCUGCGCGCCCUGAAGAUCCUCUGGCUGAGCGGGGCCGAGCUGGCCGAACUCCCCGGCGGCUUCUGCGAGCUGGCCGGCCUGGAGAGCCUCAUGCUGGACAACAACAGGCUGCGGGCGCUGCCGCCCCGCUUCAGCCUUCUGCACCGCCUCAAGACCCUCGACCUCUCCUCCAACCUCCUGGAGGAGUUCCCGGGGGCCCUGCUGCCCCUGGCCGGGCUGGAGGAGCUGUACCUGAGCCGCAACCGGCUCUCGGCCGUGCCCGCCCUGAUCGCCGGCCUGGGCCGCCUGCUGGCCCUGUGGCUGGACCACAACCGCCUGCGCUACCUGCCCGACGCCAUCGUGGAGCUGGCCGGCCUGGAGGAGCUGGUGCUGCAGGGCAACCAGAUCGCCGUGCUGCCCGAGGACUUCGGCCAGCUGACCCGCGUGGGCCUGUGGAAGAUCCGCGACAACCCCCUCAUCCAGCCGCCCUACGAGGUCUGCAUGAAGGGCAUCCCCUACAUCGCCGCCUACCAGAAGGAGCUGGCCCACUCGCGGCCGGCCGUGCAGCCGCGCCUCAAGCUGCUGCUCGUGGGCCGCAAGGCCGCCGGGAAGACCCUGCUGCGCCGCUGCCUCACCGAGGGCCCCGGGGAGCCCGACGGGGCGGGGCCCGGGCCCGACGGGCGCCCCCCGGCCCCUCCGCCGCCCCCGGCAGGCGGCGGGGGCAUCGAGGUGACCAGCUGGGCGGCGGACGCGGCCCGGGGCCUGCACUUCGUCGUCUACGACCUGGCCGGGGACGACAGCUACGAGGUCAUCCAGCCCUUCUUCCUCUCGCCGGGGGCCCUCUACCUGCUGGUGGUGGACCUGGCGGCCUACGAGCCGCGGGGCUUCCCCGCCGCCGUGGGCUCCUUCCUGCGGCGCGUGGGCGCCCGCGUGCCCCACGCCGUGGUCUGCAUCGUGGGCACCCACGCCGACCUGUGCAGCGAGCGGGAGCUGGAGGAGAAGUGCCUGGACAUCCACCGGCAGAUCGCCCUGCAGGAGAAGCGGGACGCGGAGGGCCUGCGCCGCCGGGCCCGCAGCCUGGACGAGGCCCUGGCCCGGGACUUCGAGCUGCGCUGCGCCAGCCCCCGCGUGGCCUACUACGGCGUCUCCGACAAGAACCUGCGGCGCCGCAGGGCCCACGUCCAGUUCCUGCUGAACCACCGGCUGCAGAUCCUGUCGCCGGUCCUGCCGGUCAGCUGCCGGGACCGCGGCCAGCUGCGCCGCCUGCGGGACAAGCUGCUGUCGGUGGCCGAGCACCGCGAGAUCUUCCCCAACCUGCACCGGGUGCUGCCCCGCUCCUGGCAGGUGCUGGAGGAGCUGCACUUCCUGCCGCCGCAGGGCCGGCGCCUGUGGCUCAGCUGGUGGGACUCGGCGCGGCUGGGCCUGCAGGCGGGGCUGACCGAGGACCGGCUGCAGAGCGCCCUGUCCUACCUGCACGAGAGCGGCAAGCUGCUCUUCUUCGAGGACAGCCCGGCCCUCAAGGAGCACGUCUUCCACAACCUCACCCGCCUCAUCGACAUCCUCAACGUCUUCUUCCGGCGCGACGCCGCCCUCCUGCUACGCAAGCUGCUCCCCGGAGAGGCCGGCGGCGGCGGUGGCGGCGACGGCGGCGGCGGCGGCGAGACCUGGGACGGGGGUGACGACGGGGUGGAGGACGGGAGGGAAGCGGGUCCCGCCCUGCCGCCUCUGCCUGCCGCCGCCUCUCCCACCUCCUCCUCCUCCUCCUCCUCUUCCCGGGACCCGCUGCGGGCCGCCCAGCUGCGCCACUACGUGGAGGGCUUCCUGCUGCACGGACUGCUGCCGGCCCACGUCAUCCGGCUGCUGCUCGAGCCCCACGUGCAGACGCCGCAGGACCUGCAGCUGCUUCUGGAGCUGCUGGAGAAGAUGGGGCUCUGCUACUGCCUCAACAAGCCCAAGGGCCAGCCCCCGCCGGGCGGCGGCGCCGGCGCCUCCCCCGCCGCCUGGUACAAGUUCCCCUGCUACGUGCAGAACCGGGCGCCUCCCGCCGAGGCCUGGGUGACGGGCGCCGGCCCCGCCGGCCAGGCCUUCGUGGCCGAGCAGCUGCAGAUCCGCUACAGCUUCCCCUUCGCCUCUCCGCCCGGCCUGUUCGCCCGCUACAGCGUCCAGAUCAACAGCCACGUGGGGCAGCGGGCCGACGGCAAGUUCCAGAUCUUCGCCUACCGGGGCAAGGUGCCCGUGGUGGUGAGCUACCGGCCGGCCCGGGGCGCCCUGCAGCCGGACACGCUGUCCAUCGCCAGCCACGCCUCACUGCCGAACAUCUGGACGGCCUGGCAGGCCAUCACCCCCCUGCUGGAGGAGCUGAACGGGCUGCUUCAGGAGUGGCCCGGCCUCUACUACACCGUGCACAUCCUCUGCUCUAAGUGCCUUAAGCGAGGCUCGCCCAAUCCGCACGCUUUCCCAGGGGAGUUGCUGAGUCAGCCGAGGCCGGAGGGCGUGACCGAGAUCAUCUGCCCCAAGAACGGCAGCGAGCGCGUCAACGUAGCCCUGGUCUACCCGCCGACGCCGACCGCCAUCAGCCCCUGUUCCAAGAAGAACGUUGGCGAAAAGCACAGAAACCAGUGAGCCUUUGGUUGCUGCUGUGAAGUUCUGCCGAGAAGAGGGGAUGCCAGAACUGGCUUGGAGGAGCAGGGGCACCAGGCGGGCACUAGGAAUGGUUGAGGAGGAGGUGCCAUUAAGUGCACUGCAGGCACCAGAUGGGCUCUGUGGCCCUGCCCUGGCACCGGGAAUAGCUAAUGAGGGGGCACCAUCAUGGGCACAGGGUGGACUUUGGUCCUGCCUUGGCAAAAGGAAUGGUGAAUGAGAGCACCAUCGUGGGCCCUGGGUGGGUUCUGUAGUCUCACCCUGGCAUUGAGAAUGGCUAAUGAGGGGGCACCAGAUGGGCCUUGUAACCCUACCCUGGCACCAGGAAUGGUUACAGAGAGGUGUCAUCUCGGGCAUCAAGGGCACCAGGUGGUCUCUGUGGCCCCACUCUAGCACUGGGUGUGGUUGAUGAGGGGACACCAUCAUGGGCAUCGUGGGCACCAAGUGGGCUCUGUGGCCUCACCCUAGCACUGGGUGUGGUUAAUGAGGGGGCACCAUCGCAGGAAUCAGGUGGGCUCCGUGACCCCCAUCCUACCCCUGGGCAUGGUUAAUAAGGGAGUGCCAUGGAGCACUCAGACAAGAGAAAGAGGCCCUGGCUUGUGAAGAUUGCAGGGGAGCUGGGGAAGAGGGGGCGCAGCAAACACGGAGCCAACAGUGUCCACCCCUAGCCUCGGCCCCCGGCCCAGCCCGUUCCACUCCACCCUGGGUGGAAGAGCUGCUGGAGAAACAGGAAGGGCACGCGGCUUCUCAGGGAUCGUGUUUGCUGGGCAGCACCACUAAAGCCAUAGUUCAAGGUAGGCACCGGGCCGGCGCACCCGGAUCAGAUCGCAGUUUUCCGUUCACUGCGUGUGAGGAGAGAGGGCGGCCCUGACGCUCGUCGCUGUUCAGUAAUGACUGUAAAAUAUGUAUAUGUUUAUCUUUAUUUUUAUAAUAUGCAAAUACAUUUAAAUUUAUACAGGUUCAAGCUUUUAGCGUUAGUUAACACUGGGUGCAAUAUUCUGCAUGAGAACCGUGCCAAGAUGGGGCUGGUUUCUUGUCUCCUUCAUUUUUUUUUUAUCAUUGAGGUUUUUCUUGUUUCUGGUGUCUUUUUGUUCGGUUGACCAUCAUGGCCGGCACUCCUCACGGCUGGCCCUCCUCUCGGCCGGCCCUCGCUGCCCUCUUGUGUUUCCACUCCUGGGUCAGGAUCCACAAGUGCAGCCCCGGAGCAGAGAAGCAGAGAGUCGGAGCCUCUCGGACCGCUGUCUUCUGCCCACCUCUCACCCACCCACCCCCGCCGAGCCGGAACGGACCCCAGAGGAAAUGGCCCCUCGCCUGGGGCCGAGACCCACCGUGGCCUGACGAAACAGCCGCUGCGGAGCCCGGAACUGAGACUGCCGCCCACCUGCCAAGGUGCUUCCAGGGCAACGCUCUUGCCCCCCGGGGCUGCCGGAGCCAGGCUUGGAGAAGGUGGGGAGAGGACUGAGGCCCAGAGAAGAGAUCCUGACCACGAAGCUGUUCUCACUAGCAACGGGCUGGGGCCCGGCCAAGCGAUGUCUCCCGAUCUGUUUGUGGCGAGGGGUGCCGGCCUUCCUGCGCCCGAACCCACUGAACGUUGUGCGAGCCGGGGUCUCAAGGUGUUUGUCAGCUGGGAGCGAUUUGCUACAGGACGAAGUACGGUCCUUGAACGCUAGCAGGGUCUCUCCUGCUCUGUUCCCUGUGGGCCGGUCAGCAGACGAACGUCUUGGUCUUCGUAAUUGUGGAGGGCAGUUUUGUGCCACUCCAAAACCCCCAGGGCCUUGGGCAGCUCCUCCAGCCCCGCCUUUGGAGCUUCCAGAGAAGCUGGGAAGGGGAGCUCAGUGAAGAGACAUACUGAUUUCCAUCCCGGCAGCACAAUGUUUCGGGGAGCAAAAAAGACAUUUCCCCCCACCACCCCCUGCUUCACCGGAGCGGAGAUGGGAGCGUUGCAAAGCCCCGCGUCGCCGCCUGGUGGCAGGAUGAGGAGCGGCACGUGGCGGCCGCCAUUCAGUCUGCCUCAGUUUCUCCAAAGCACGUCUCCCGGAAUGCUGCAGUCUCCACAGACUCUAGAUGUCUGUCCCUCCUGGAGGCCUCCCCCUGCUAUUUCAGACCAUCCCAAGCAGCUUUUCUAGAACGUCGUCCUCCCCCGGGGGGUGGGGCAGGGCUCAGCCCGUAACCACCAGUGACCACGUUGAGCUCGUGCACCACACGUAUUUUAUCGGAGGAAUCAUCUGCUUUCCCCCCAGUUGCAGGCUUUGUCCCGAUGUGUGAUGGCUCCGGUUUGGGAUUUGAAUUAACUAGAAGACCACUGGAUCUUGGUAAUCCUCGUCCCCCACCCGUGUUUGUGGCUGUGGGAUCAGAUGAAUGUUAAGCAUGGUUGGGUUGCCGGGCUGUACCCGUGGGGGAUUCGUGGUUCAAGGAGAAGGUCGUCGGGCUCCAGCAGAGAUGGGAAAGCAUCCAGAAAGCUCGGCUAACUGUGGGGGUGCCAUCGCCCAAGCAGGAACUCCAUCGCCACCUCAGCCUGUGGGAGCCAUCGAGCCUCCGUCGCCUGUUUGGGGGUGGGGGGUCGCAGUGUCACUCCUCUAAGCAGAAGAGGGACCAGUCCAACCAAGCAAUCCCCCUGCCUCACAGAACAGCUGUCCUCCAUGCGAUCCAUGCGACCUUUGGCAUCCACACCACUUCCUGGAAUCAUCAAAGUGCCGUCAGAAUGAGUGUGAUUGUGUUGUGUGUGCGUGUGUGUGUGUAUGUCUGCCUCAUCCCUCUGCAAUCCACAGAGGUGGGGCCUGGCUCCUGUAGGAUGGACCCUUAUGUGUUGUAUUUGUUCUUGGGUGGCUGGGGGAGAUGGCGGAUUCCCUCCCACCUGCGGUUUGUGAAGUGCAGUUGUGGUUGCCCAUUCACUCUGCAUAACCAGGCCAAGAGGAAGCCAGUUGUCACCAAAACAAUCGAAAUAAAAGCAGAAGGAUGGAUCCUCA
Ornithorhynchus anatinus (platypus) is the source of this 6594-nucleotide messenger RNA. It is a transcript of the gene MFHAS1, whose product is annotated as malignant fibrous histiocytoma amplified sequence 1. The record is from RefSeq and is a predicted model, not a curated record. The transcript has 3 exons. Gene Ontology annotation, molecular function: protein binding. Lineage: Eukaryota; Metazoa; Chordata; Mammalia; Monotremata; Ornithorhynchidae. The coding region runs from base 38 to 3610 and encodes 1190 amino acids.